Phascolarctos cinereus (koala) is the source of this 3345-nucleotide messenger RNA. NCBI's taxonomy places the organism in Eukaryota, Metazoa, Chordata, Mammalia, Diprotodontia, Phascolarctidae. The record is from RefSeq and is a predicted model, not a curated record.
UCCUCCUCCUCCCCCUUCUCCCCUCUGUCCUCCUUCUCCACCCAAGGCUAUUACCUAUGUCACCUGGAGCUCCGAGAAAGGAGAAGCUGUUGGGGUGAAAGUCCAGAAGGAGGGUGUAGAGCUGGGAGUCUCACACACCUGUCUUUCUCUUCUCUCUCUCUCUCUCCUCUCUCUCUCUCUCUCUCUCUCUCUCUCUCUCUCUCUCUCUUUCAUUUUUCCCUUCUCUCUCCUUCUCUGUUUCCCUCUGGUGUCCAGAGUCAUGAGUGGGCUCUCCCCUGGGCCCUGGCCUCUGCUGAGUAUGGUGGUCCUGCUGUGCUGGACAAGGUCCUUGGUGGUUGCCCAGGAAGAGAUCUCGGCCUUCUAUGUAGACGGACAGAGCAAUACCUCAGUCACCCUGAAGUGGGAGCCGCCUAAUAGCAACUAUACUGUCACCUGGGCUGAGGACGGCCAGGUCAUUGGGACAAGCGACACUUCAGAUACUCAGUACACAGUGAAGGACCUCCAACCUGGGACAACAUAUGAGUUCACUGUCCGUGUCCAGGGAAGCAGCUCUGGAAGGAACCUCACUGCAUCCACAUUGCCCAAUGAGGUCAGAGACCUCAGGAUGGAUGCCCGGAGCAAUGGCUCAGUCACCCUGAAAUGGCUGGCCCCUGAUGGCCCCCAGCCUGCCGAUUAUACCUACUGGAUCAGCUGGGGCAGAGAGGAUGACCUUCUUGGUGAAGACCACACAACAGAGAUGGAGCAUAUGGUGGACAACCUGGCCCCUGCCACAGUGUACAAUUUCACAGUGAGGGCUGAGAAGAAUGGUGUCAACAGCUCUGGCCAGAGUGUCCAGGAGGCCACAGUGCCCAAUGAGGUCAGAGACCUCAGGAUGGAUGCCCGGAGCAAUGGCUCAGUCACCCUGAAGUGGCUGGCCCCUGAUGGCCCCCAGCCUGCCGAUUAUACCUACUGGAUCAGCUGGGGCAGAGAGGAUGACCUUCUUGGUGAAGACCACACAACAGAGAUGGAGCAUAUGGUGGACAACCUGGCCCCUGCCACAGUGUACAAUUUCACAGUGAGGGCUGAGAAGAAUGGUGUCAACAGCUCUGGCCAGAGUGUCCAGGAGGCCACAGUGCCCAAUGAGGUCAGAGACCUCAGGAUGGAUGCCCGGAGCAAUGGCUCAGUCACCCUGAAGUGGCUGGCCCCUGAUGGCCCCCAGCCUGCCGAUUACACCUACUGGGUCAGCUGGAACUGGGAGGGUGUCCCCAGAGGGGCAGACAAGGCCACAGCUGAGCAGUAUACUGCAGAGCACCUGGAGCCUGGAAGCCCAUAUGUAUUCACAAUAUGUAGCAUGAGCAACGAAGUCAAUAGUUCUGCCCAGAUGCUGAGGGUGUUCACAGAACCCAAUGAGGUCAGAAACCUGGAGGUGGCGAAUCAGACCAACAACUCCAUUGCAUUCAGUUGGAUGGUGCCUGAGGGGCCCACUGAGCCCACCUACAAAGUGUCCUGGUUCGAAUCUGAAACACACCAGAGGCAGAUCUUCACUAGCGGGACUGUCUUCACUAACGGGACCAACUUCACUGCUUACGGCCUCACUCCAGGGACUUGGUACCAGCUCUCGGUGAGGUCUGUGACAGAGGAUGGAGCCCAGAGUCCAGAAAGGACAGUCAAUGCCUCCACAGCUCCAGACCCCGUCACCAUCACCUCCUGCACCAGUGCUGCUGCAGGCUAUGGGGUCGUCCUGACCUUGGCCUGCCCUGCGGGGAACCAGGAGAGCUUGGAAUAUCAGCUGGGUGAUCAUCAAGGCACACGGCCAGGGCCUUGCAACAGCUCCAUGUCCAUUGGGGGACUCCAGCCAGGCCAGUCCUACACGGCCAUCGUGUGGACUCUCUGGGCAGGGAUGUGUGCCGCCUCGGCUCCAGUGACCUGCUAUACGGAGAGUAGAGCCUCCAACCCAGGGGUCAUUGCAGGAGUCAUCAUUGGAGUCCUUCUCUUUAUCCUCCUCGCGGGCCUGCUCAUCUUCUUUCAUCAACGGCAUCGGAGGAAGCCCAUACAGGAGAAGCCUCAAGCCCCAGGUGUGGCCUUCAGCUUCCUGGGAGACAUCCCUGCAGAGAAUUUGGCAGCCUACGUCUUGGAGAAUCAGAAAGACAGUAAUUAUGGAUUUGCAGAAGAGUACCAGCAACUGACUCUGGAAGGCACAGGGCAGUUGCAAGCAGCCGCCUUGGCCCCGGAGAACAAGAGCAAGAACCGAUUUUCCAACGUGCUGCCUUAUGACUGGUCCCGAGUACCCCUGCAGCCCACCCCAGGGGAUCCCAGCUCUGACUACAUCAAUGCCAGCUUCGUUCCAGGUCUCGUUGGGCCCCGGGAGUACAUUGCCACCCAGGGGCCACUCCCCCAGACGAUGAGCGAUUUCUGGCACCUGGUGUGGGAGCAGCAAAGCCACACUAUUGUCAUGCUGACCAACUGUGUGGAGUCCGGGCUGGUCAAGUGUGAACAUUACUGGCCCCUGGAUGCCAAACCUUGCAGUCAUGGGCACCUUCGGGUGACUCUGAAAGGGGAAAAUGUGGCUGAACAUUGGACCAUUCGAGACUUGCAUCUGUUCCAUAUGGAGCUGAAGGAAGGCCUGUCUGUGCGCCAGUUCCACUACACUGUGUGGCCAGACCAUGGGGUUCCUCGGUCCCCAGACCCACUGCUGGCUUUCCAAGCUUUGCUCCGGAAUUGGCUGGACCAGAGCCUGGGGGGGGGCCCUCCGAUUGUACACUGCAGUGCGGGUGUAGGUCGCACGGGGACCCUCAUCGCCCUGGAUGUCCUGCUGAGGCAACUGCAGAAAUACCAGCGUGUUGGGGUUCAUUCUUUCGUCAGAAAGAUGAGGAGGAGCCGCCCGCUGAUGGUGCAGACUGAGGGACAGUACAUAUUUCUGUACCAAGCCCUCCUGAGGUUUCUGCAGCUGUCCCAGGACAGUGGGGAAGAUUGCAUAGGCCAAGAAGGUGUCCUGUAUGAGAACGUGGAAGCCAUCCAGGCCUAUGAGCAGGAGAUUGGUAUGAGAUAAGAGCCCACACUUCCUGGGGUUCAGGAUUCACCAUGCUCCCCCCCCCAUGAGACCCAGGAUCUCUGAAGAAUCAGGAGCUGGGGGUGGGAGCACCUGGGUUCUGGAUGGGGAGGGGAAGAGGGUCCAGAUGUCCGGGUCCCUCCUUGACAUCAAAUUAUGUAAUGGAGAUUUGGGGAGAUCUCUGAGGGGCUGAGUCCCGCCCUCCCCAGGAGAUGAGGAAGGCUCCAAGCUCCUCCUACUGCCUCAUCCUCUAAUACAACCUGUACAUAUUGUGCCUUUAAUUUAUUAAAUCAGUACUCCUACCUCUGGCCUGAUGC